AUGGAGGACGAGAGAGAUUGGGGUCCAAAACUCUUUAGGGUAUUAAAUGCUUGGUUUUUACACAAAGAUUUUCAGAAGUUUUGGGAGUUGAGUUGGAAAGAGCCUAGUGUCGUAGGCUGGGCUGGUUUUAUUUUGUUUCAAAAAUUGAAGAGAUUGAAAGGUAGCCUUGGAAGUUGGAAUGUGGAGGUCUUUGGCAAUGUACAAAAUAAACUGAAGGCAGCAGAGGGUGAACUCCAUAAUUUUGAUAUCUUGGCUGAAGAUGGAGAACUUGAUGGUGCUGAAAAAGUUAGGAGAAGUGAAGUCAGAGCUGAGAUAUGGAGGUUGAGCAGGAUGGUUGAACGGUUAUGGUUACAAAAGUCAAGACUUACCUGGGCAAUGAAAGGGGAUAAGAAUACAAGAUACUUCCAUGUGGUUGCAAAAGGCAGAACUAUUAGAAAUGAAAUAAAUUCUAUACUAGAUGGGGAGGUGGUGGUGGAAGAUCCGGGUCAAGUGAAGUGCAAGGUGUUUGAUCAUUUUAAAAAUCAGUACACAAAGCAUUGGUCAUCAAGACUUGUGUUGGGGGGUUGCUUCUCAACAGUGAUAGGCAGGGGGAGGUCUGGAUGGUUAGAAUCAGAUUUUCCAGUAGCAGAAAUUAAAUCAGCAGUGAUGGAUUGUGAUGGGAAUAAGGCUCCGAGAUCGGAUGGGUUUAAUUUGAUGUGUUAUCAGAAGUUCUGGAAAGUCAUGAAGGGUGAUGUGGUUCAGUUUGUGAAAGAAUUUUAA
Camellia sinensis is the source of this 759-nucleotide messenger RNA. The record is from RefSeq and is a predicted model, not a curated record. Lineage: Eukaryota; Viridiplantae; Streptophyta; Magnoliopsida; Ericales; Theaceae.